GAUAAUUUGAUUUUUUUUCUCACCUCCCCUCCCCGGUCCCUUUUGGAGGGUGAGGGGGCUCUCCCUGCCCUGGGAGCCAAACAGCGGCCGUCGGGGUUGGAAAAUAAUUUCAUUUCGAAACUUGGCUCAGCUGCCGGGUCAGUGACCUGCCCAGCAAGGAGACCAGGAGCGUGUGAGAGGAAUAUCCCGGCCUAGAAGGCUCGCGUUUGGAGUUGGAGGAAUAUCCCGGCCUAGAAGGAUUGCUCCCGUCCCCUUCCUGGGCCGGGACCGUUCUGACAUGUCUUUUUCUAGGAACUGGUCCAUCCUGCUGGCGAUAGGGCUCUUCCACCUGUGUCCGCCUUGCCUGCCAUGUGGAAUUUCCACACAUAUUGAAAUAGCUCACAGGGCACUGGAGUUUUUCCAUCUGGAGAGUGGGAGAGUGAACUACCGAGAGCUCUUGCUGAAACACCAGGAUGCGUAUCAGGCCGGGAGCGUGUAUCCUGACUCCUUUUAUCCUCAGUUCUGCAAGCUAGGAAAAUACCACGAUGUGUCCGAAGACACCCACUGGGCUCCGUUUCUCAACGCCAGCGUCCAUUACAUCCGCAAAAACUUCCCUCUUCCCUGGGAGCAGGAGACCGAGAAGCUGGUGGCUUUCCUCUUUGGCAUUUCUUCCCACCUGGUGGCAGAUGUGAGCUGGCAUGGCCUUGGCAUUGAGCAGGGAUUCUUGAGGACCAUGGGAGCGAUUGAUUUUCAUGGCUCUUACAUUGACGCUCAUCGAGCUGGAGAUUUUGGAGGAGAUGUGCUGAGCCAGUUCGAGUUUAAUUUUAAUUACCUCUCCCGGGACUGGUACGUUCCCGUCAGAGAUCUGAUAGGGAUAUACAAGGAACUCUACGGACGAGAGAGAGUCAUUACCGAAGAUGUAAUUGUCGACUGCACGUAUCUUCAGUUUUUGGAAUUGUUCGGAGAGACGCUGGCCGUGUCCAAGCUUUACCCAACCAUCGCCAGAAAAUCACCGUUCCUGGUGGACCAGUUCCAGGAGUAUUUUCUCGGCGGGAUGGACGACAUGGCAUUUUGGUCCAACAAUAUUUUCCAUCUAAUGGGCCGUAUGUUGGAGAAUGGGACCAGAGAUUGCACUGUCCCUGAAAACCCUCUGUUCAUCGCGUGCGGAGGAAAGCCCGGGGGCUCUCUUGGGGAGAAGAUGAGCCAGCACCAGCUCCACAAGAACACAACUGUCCUCUUCAGCACGAACAUCGAGAAGAACAUAAGCCUCACCGAACGAGGCGCCUAUUUCAGUGUGGACACGUGGGCCCCGAAUUCCUUCUCCUCCAUAUACUCUCUCCUUGCGCAGAAGAUGAAAACGGUGUUUUCCAGCGCCGGCGAGGAGUCCCCUAACCACGUCUCCAGCCCCAUCGCCUCCUACUUUGUGGGCGUCCCCUAUGCGAGGCUCGGCUGGGCCUUGACUUCGGCUGACCUGAACGAGGACGGGCACGAUGACCUGGUGGUGGGAGCCCCGGGCUACAGCCGGCCGGGGAGCGUCCAGCUCGGUCGGGUGUACGUCGUGUACGCCAACGGGCUCGGCCUGCCGCCGGUGGACAUGGAUCUGGACGAGGAAGCCCAUUCCAUCCUGGAGGGCUCCCAGCCCUCGGGUCGCUUCGGCUCGGCAGUCGCCGUGAUGGACUGGAAUCGGGACGGAGUCCCGGACUUGGCGGUGGGGGCCCCGUCGGUGGGCUCCGACAGACUCAACUACACGGGUGCCGUGUACGUGUACUUUGGGAUCAGAGGGAAAGGCCUGUCUCCUCAUCCCGACGUCACCAUCUCCUGCCAGGAAACGUACUGCAACUUCGGCUGGACGCUUCUGGCGGCGGACGUGGACGGGGAUGAGGUGGUGGAUCUGGUGGUCGGUUCGCCCUACGCCCCCCGGGGAGGGAGGCAGCGGGGGCUCGUGGCUGCCUUUUACUCCCGCUCCAGCAGGUCCAGCACAGGCGAGCUGUCGGUUGAGGAAGCCGACUGGAUGGUGCAGGGAGAGGAAGAUUAUUCCUGGUUUGGAUAUUCCCUGCAUGGCCACCCCCUGGAGAAGCAAACCCUCCUCCUGGUCGGGAGUCCCUCUUGGAAGAACAUGAGCGGCCUAGGUUCCCAGUUCUUCAACCGGGAGGAGAAGCAGAGCGCGGGCAAGGUGAACGGCUAUCUGCCACCGAGUCGGCAAAGCCGGUUUGUGAUCCCGGGAGAUAAGGCGAUGGGAAAACUGGGCUCGUCGCUGUCGAGCGGCCAGCUGGCUGUGGACGGGACCCCGACACAGGUGUUGCUCGUCGGUUCCUCGACCCGGGAUGCCCUGUCCAAAGUGUGGCCGGUGGCCAUGGGCCUGGCCCAGGGGGGCAGCGCCCGGCUGUACGGGCUGUCUGCCGGGGACCAGCGGGAGCCCGCCCUGCUCAGCACCUUCAGUGGCGACCGACGCUUCUCCCGGUUCGGGGAGGCCCUGCACCUCAGCGACCUGGACGGCGAUGGGCUGGACGAGGUCAUCGUGGCGGCCCCUUCCAGGACGGAGGACUUCACGUGGGGGCUGUUCGGAGGGGCCACCGGCCGGGUCUACAUCUACAACGGGCGGCGGGUGGGCUCCGGCGACGUGACUGCCGAGUGCAGGUCGUGGAUGGCUCCCUGUCCCGAAGAAAAGGCCCAGUACGUGCUCAUCUCUCCGGAGGAAAAUUCACGUUUUGGAAGCUCGGUCGCCACAGUGAGGUCCAAGGAAAAGACUCAGGUGGUUGUCACGGCCGGGAGGAGCUCGAUGGGGGCCAGAGUGUCCGGAGUCCUGCACGUCUACAACCUUGGCACGCCCUAAUCGAUCAAUCAAUCAAUCAUAUUUACUGAGCGCUUACUGUGUGCAGGGCACUGUACU
Messenger RNA from Tachyglossus aculeatus (Australian echidna), 2869 nucleotides. RefSeq names its product glycosylphosphatidylinositol specific phospholipase D1 (gene GPLD1). Gene Ontology annotation, cellular component: extracellular matrix; extracellular region. Gene Ontology annotation, molecular function: GPI anchor phospholipase D activity. The transcript has 25 exons. The record is from RefSeq and is a predicted model, not a curated record. Bases 278 to 2812 code for a protein of 844 amino acids. NCBI's taxonomy places the organism in Eukaryota, Metazoa, Chordata, Mammalia, Monotremata, Tachyglossidae.